AUGUCCGAAGGCAAACUCCUCCCAGUCGCCAAUCGCACCGAGUCAUUCUGGCUCACGGAGCGGGACCCCGAGCUCAAAGCUGCACGCACCACACCCGACCUCCCCUCUUCGGCCGAUGUAGUCAUCAUCGGCAGUGGCCUGACUGGGGCGAUGAUGGGGUACCAUAUCAUGAAGAAGGCGCAGAAGGAGGGAAAGCAGCUCAAGGUGGUGAUGCUGGAAGCAGACGAGUGCUGCGGUAGUGCGACAGCCAGGAACGGUGGACAUUGCAAGCCUGUCACCUUUAUUGGCUACCGCUCCGAGGCCAAGAAGCACGGCGCCGCUGUCGCUAAUCACCUUCUCACCUUUGAGGAAGCCGCUCUGGGCCUGUACGCCGACGUCGUCCGCAAGGAGGAUAUCGACUGCGACCUGCACGUCACUCGAGCGAUAGACGUCUUUUACCGCAAGGAGGACGCGCAGAGCGCCAAGCUGGAUCUCGAGGCGCGGGCGGCUGCAUUCCCAGAUGCUACUCGAGCAGGCGAUAUACGGCUUGUGGAGGAUCCAAAAGUGCUGGAGCAGAUGGCGGGGGUCACUGGGACUGCGAUGGGUGCCAGCUAUCCCGCUGGACAUCUGUGGCCGUACAAGCUUGCCACGUCUUUGAUACGCAUCGCCAUCCGCGACGGUAUGAGCAUCCAGACGUACACUCCCGCUCUAUCCAUGGAAGCCGCUGGCGCCAAGUGGACGGUAAUAACCGCACGAGGCAAAAUCGCCGCCGGCAAAGUCAUCGUCGCUACCAACGCUUACACCUCCUCGGUCCUGCCCGAGUUCAAACCCCUCAUCAUCCCCGUCCGCGGCGCUGCCUGCUCCAUCACUCCUCCACCCAGCCAUUCUGCAGCCGGCAUACCCGGUCCCUUCCGUUACUCUUAUGGCUUCCGUCACGCCCAAGGUCAGAUCGACUACAUGAUCCCUCGUCAAGGAAGAGGUCGGGUACCAGGGGUGGGCGAUACUAGCCUCAUUCUUGGCGGGGCCAAAGGCGUAUAUCUUGGUCAUCUUGACCGAUGGUACAACAACAAGCACGACAACGAGAUUAUCCCGGGGACGAAGGAGUAUUUUGAGGGGUACAUGAGCGACCACUUUGCGGGAUGGAGGAAGGGAGAAGGGAGUGUGGAUCAUGUGUGGUCAGGGGUCCUUGGCUAUUCCAGCGAUCUCCUGCCUCUGGUAGGGGAGCAUCCCGACCGUCCCGGAGUAUACGUGAUUGCUGGAUUUACGGGGCAUGGUAUGCCUCGUAUACCUGGCUGUUCGGAUGCCCUCUCCACGCUGGUCCUGAGCGACUCGCAAUCAGCGCAAAAGACGUUUGAGACCGCUCUCCCCAAGCCAUACUGGUUGACUCGUGAGCGCCUCGAGUCAAAGACGAACGCGAUCAAGGCGGCGAUGGGUCAGGGUGAAGGGGUGUCGGCAGCGAGGGAGACCAAUGACGAGGUCAACAUGCUGGCUCAGGCUGUAAAGGCGAAGUUAUAG
Molecule: messenger RNA, 1494 nt
Organism: Dioszegia hungarica
Lineage: Eukaryota; Fungi; Basidiomycota; Tremellomycetes; Tremellales; Bulleribasidiaceae
Product: FAD dependent oxidoreductase-domain-containing protein
Exons: 5
Coding region: 1-1494 (497 amino acids)
Cellular component (GO): cytoplasm
Molecular function (GO): oxidoreductase activity
Source: RefSeq, a predicted model, not a curated record